Molecule: messenger RNA, 240 nt
Organism: Protopolystoma xenopodis
Lineage: Eukaryota; Metazoa; Platyhelminthes; Monogenea; Polystomatidea; Polystomatidae
Source: the annotation of a GenBank genome assembly
AUGGCGUGUCUGUACGCAUGGCAACUGGGCGACUUUGCGCUUGGCCAUUUCUGGCUCAGUCUCACAUGGACACUGCGACACGCGGCUGCCUACCUCUUCCAGACUGCGCCCACCCUUUCGGGGCCUAAAGUGCAAGCCUCAACUACCCUGGCCCCUUGGCUCCGAGCUUCUCAGCUCAAUUUGCGUCGUCAAGGCGAAAGCCAUAAAACAGCCCUUAAUGCGAACAAACGGACAACCUGA